Messenger RNA from Suillus plorans, 198 nucleotides. RefSeq lists its product as uncharacterized. The transcript is spliced from 3 exons. Lineage: Eukaryota; Fungi; Basidiomycota; Agaricomycetes; Boletales; Suillaceae. The coding region runs from base 1 to 198 and encodes 65 amino acids. The record is from RefSeq and is a predicted model, not a curated record.
AUGCUUGUUAGUCAUAAGAAAAAAGCUAGUCAGACAUUGUCCAUCAGUCUACACGAAACUACGCCUCAGAAUGCCAAGAAAAUUUUUUCUGUGAGCUCGAGUGGUAUCAAGGAGUGGGCUGCAAAUGGAUUUGAAUCCUUCGGAGAAUGGUCUAAGACUGAAUUUUACCCUUCAGAGGAUUCAGACCAUGUGGUGUAG